Messenger RNA from Ogataea angusta, 1737 nucleotides. RefSeq lists its product as uncharacterized. The transcript has a single exon. NCBI's taxonomy places the organism in Eukaryota, Fungi, Ascomycota, Pichiomycetes, Pichiales, Pichiaceae. Bases 1 to 1737 code for a protein of 578 amino acids. The record is from RefSeq and is a predicted model, not a curated record.
AUGAACUCUCCAAUGGACGCUGGCCAGGUGCUGGAUGAGAUCAAGACCACGGAAUCACACUACGUCAGCGAACUGGGGUCGCUGAUGAGACUCGUGAACGCGUUCGAUGUGCGGUUCAACAACUACUUUGACGACUCGGUAGACGACGCCAUUGAGGAGCAGAUGAGUUACCGUCAGAAGAUGAACGCGAGACUGGCGAAAGUUGUGCGGACGCUCAUCGUGAUGCACCGCGAACUGGCACAACUUCUCCAGACAGACGACCUGGCCGUGCUGGCUGCCAGGUUUGCAAAAUGGUGCAUGGACGUGAUCAAGGUGUACAAGCAGUACAUCAGCCUGUAUCGUUUGCAGGAGAACCAGACAGUAUCUGAGGUUGAGCUGCGUCGCCAGCCGCUUCUUAGACUGGCUUACUUGCACCAAAGCAUAAGGGCCAUCAAGAACAUGCUGAGUCUGCAGAUGGACCGUUUGCAAGGCGGGUCGGUUUUUUCCGACCUGGAAGUCGCCACACACAGACUGGAGCAGACAAUGGAAGAGGCACACAGGAUGGAGUGCCUACAGCGCAAGAAGCUGGACAAACACGUGAAUUUUUCCAGCGUGCGCUCGAUGACGGACUUUUCGAUGAUUUGUUCCAGUUUCAGUAUGAACAGCGUGGUGGAGACGUACCGGACGGAGAUGUACUACACGAACGAAAAGCUGGACACGUCGCUAAUUUUUAGGACUCUGGAGCUGAUGUUUCUCAAGAACCAGACUAUUGCCCUGGUGUCUCUCGAAAAGGGAGAACGAACGCUGGUUUUCCCGCCAUUGCGCGCCAACGAGCUCCAUUACGACAAACAGGUGGAGGACGAGAUUUAUGUGUUCAAGCACACGCUGGACUCAGGCAUCUGUGUGUAUCUGAAGCUGGACAGCACGAUGCACUCGAAACUGGCCAAGUUUUGGAAUAGGCCCGCCAAGCUGACCAAGACACGGUCGAUGGGCAUGGGAAUCCAAUUGCAGGGAAGCGUGCCGUCAGAGUUGCCAGAAAGUGAGGAACGUCACCGUGUUUCUGAGGUCAAGGCUUAUCGAGUGCAACAGCCGCUGGAGGCCGAGCUUCAGCCGGCCAGAGAAGCUCCCAGACCGCCGCUGCAGCCUGUGUCGUCGUCGAAGAUCAACUCAUUCGAUCCGCAACGGUUUGCGCAGAAUUAUCAGCACGGUAUCAAUGGCAGCUAUUUGAAGAAGAAACGGCCAUCUGUGUUCGGAAUGCUCUCCAACAUCAUCAGGAAAAAGUUGACUGUCUCUGAGUCUACGGAUUCCGUUGCCGAGGAUAUCUUCCGCAAGAGCAAACACAUGUUCCUGCAGCGCGUUGAAUGGUGCAAAUGGGCAGACAACCAAUGGUCGCAGCCGGUGAGCGUCGAUCUUCUGCUGCUCCAGUCCGACUCGGACAACUACCUGAUGGGAACCACCAUCGAGUCCGAAUCAGGGACAGAGUUCCUAAUCAAGCUCAACGACAGCACUAUAGUGAGACGGGCCUCCGCAUUGGACAUCCACAUCACCAGCUGCGAUCUGCAGAGCGCCGUGACACUGUUCUGGCUCAAAACGGCCGGGAUCGACGAGGCCAACGAGCUGCUCCAGAACGUUCUGACUAGAUCUACGUCCCUGUCGAACUCCAGCUCGUACAGCUCAAACCUGAGUACCACAACUUACAAUCCAUCCAUCAAAACGUUCGUUACCUCGACGUCAAUCGCAUCAUAUACUAAGAAAUGA